Messenger RNA from Periophthalmus magnuspinnatus, 4117 nucleotides. RefSeq names its product La ribonucleoprotein 4Ab (gene larp4ab). The coding region runs from base 344 to 2482 and encodes 712 amino acids. Gene Ontology annotation, cellular component: cytoplasmic stress granule; cytosol. The transcript has 15 exons. The record is from RefSeq and is a predicted model, not a curated record. Gene Ontology annotation, molecular function: mRNA 3'-UTR binding. Lineage: Eukaryota; Metazoa; Chordata; Actinopteri; Gobiiformes; Gobiidae. Gene Ontology annotation, biological process: positive regulation of translation.
GCGUCGUUGGGAUAAAGGCGGUGAGACGCACACGGCGCAGAGGACACGGCUGCUGUCACAUGCUGCGCAGGCUAGGACCUUCACCGACUGGCUAAACAACUACUUAAAAACAAGAAAUGUGUUUUCUUAUGGUGGUAAUUUCGCUUGUAUCGUGAGUACAGUGUAUUUGGAAGCGAAAGUUUGGCUAAUUUCGUUGCUUGGCUCGUUGUUCGGCCGUGCGUUUUGGAGUUACCGAGGAGACGCCAUACGGUAGAGGGAAGGCUGACGUGACUAAGGCUUAAAAAAACAAGAAAGUAACGACUUUUGGGAGUAACUGACAAAAAAAGACGAUAUUUCGGGGACAAUGGUCACAACUCAGGGCACCAGUCUGAACCCGAACGCCCAGGUUUGGCAGGAGGUCCCCGUCCUUCAGACCGACGCUCUGGAGGUCACUGAGGACUCAGCCUGGAUCAGCACCUACCCCCCUCCCAUCGACUUUGUUGAAGAUUAUUCCGAGUUUCCUUCUCCGGAUGGAAAGGACUUUGGUUUGGUGUAUCCCGAUGGCUCGGACUACGGCUCUGAUUAUGACCCCGCUGCCCCAGAGGUGAUGGGGGGCACGUGCGAUUACCCUGAUCUGGCGUAUCUGGUGUUUGAGCCUCCGUACAACGGGACAGUAGAGGAGGAAGUGAUGGCUGACAAAACUCUGUCUGAAGAAAACCUCAGGGAGUCUCUGAAGAAGCAACUCGAGUUCUACUUCUCCAGGGAAAACUUGUCCAAGGACCUGUAUCUGAUUUCCCAAAUGGACAGUGAUCAGUUUGUGCCGAUCUGGACCAUCGCCUGUAUGGAGGACAUCAAGUCUCUGACCUCUGACCUGGAACUCAUUGUUGAUGUUUUGAAAACGUCUCCUUUGGUCCAAGUUGAUGAGUCUGGUGAGAAAGUCCGACCCAAUUACAGCCGCUGUAUAAUUAUCCUGAGGGAGGUACCCGAGACCACACCCGUUGAGGAAGUUGAAGCACUUUUUAACAAUGAAAACUGCCCGAAGACGUUGAGUGCCGAGUUUGCACACAAUAGCAACUGGUACAUCACCUUCCAGUCUGACAACGAUGCGCUGCAGGCUUUGAAAUACCUGAGGGAAGAAGUCAAAAUCUUUCAAGGGAAACCGAUUAUGGCUCGUAUCAAAGCCAUCAACACAUUUUUCGGUAAAAGUGGAUUUCACAGCGUGGACUCGAGUGUGUUCUCUCAGCCUGCUCCUCCUCCUCAGACUCCGCAGCCGUUCGGGAGCCCAGUCUACAUCGACAUGCAGCAGGUUUACAGCCCGCAGCCGCAGUACCCUGUCUAUCCUGUGGUGUCGCCUUCCUGGAGCCCCACACCUGUGCCCUACUUCGAGACGCCUCUGGCCCCUUUUCAAAACAGUGGAUACAUGAACGGAUACAGAGGCUCAGGAAACUACAAGGGAAACUCGCUGUCUGUGAACGGCCAUGGCCCCAGAAGCAGAAACCAGGGUUACGCAGGGUCCGGUUGCCUCAUGGAUGUCGCUCCUCAGGCUCAAAUAUCCGGAGCUCCCAUCCGACCCCCCUCAGAUGCCCUGUCCCCGACCUCAUUCCACCCCAAGGACAGCUCUCUACUGCCCCCUGUGCACAAUGGAGAUGGGCGACCCAGGAGACCGAACCAUAGAGGAAUGAGGAGGAAAAAAGAAGAUGAUGUGAACGCUAAACCACAUCCCACAGCUGAGGUCAAACCGCCCCCUCCGAACUUUGACCUGGCUGCAUGCAAUUUCCCUCCUCUUCCAGGAAGUGUGGUGACAGCGAAGGAGGAAACUGCUCUGGACGUGUGCAUGGCUGAUGUGGUGCGCGGCCUCAAAGUGUCUGAUAAGACGGGGAGUCAGGAAUUUAAAGAGUCUAAACCUACAGAUCAACCAGAUGAUGUUCAGAGCAAACCUGUGUCUCCUUCACUUCCUACGCCAGAAGUAGAACCAGCAACCUCAUGUAGCUCUUCUGAGUCACAUAAAGAUGACACUGAAGUGGACACUCAGGUUUCAAACUUGCUGUCGGAGACUUCGGUUUCAGAAGAACCUCAGACCACAACCAGCCAAUCAGCAACUACUGUGUCAGCCCCCAGCGCCCCCUCCCCCACCUCUGAACCCGAGCCCAAAAAGUUGAGCUACGCCGAGGUCUGCCAGAGACUCGCCAAAGACCCUCCAUCCAUCCAACCGUCUCCCCCCUAUCCUUCCUCUCCUCCAUCUCCCCCCGCACCUCAGCCCAACCAGCCCCUGCAGGAACUCAAAGUGAACAGGGUACAAGAACCAAGGAAUCACCCAAACAAACACAACUCUGAAAAACCCAGAAACCACCAGCACCCGCGCCAUUUCAGAGGUUCCCAUGACGCAGACAGACCAGCACCCAAGAACCGCGACAGACCCAGGAACUUCAACAAAUCGUUCUCUGCACAGCGAGGAUCUAAACGCAGCGGGAAGGAGCAGAACAUCCCUCCAUCACCAAAGUAGACUCUUGAAAUGAAAUUAUAUGUAAAAAAUAAUAAUAAUAAUAUUUGUACAUAAUUGUAAAUAAGGAGAUAUAUUUUCGAGGACAGCUUUUCCAGUUGUUGUUCCCAUGUGUAGAUUAUUAACGGGCAGGCUGCCUUGUCCAUUAUAGAUUUUAAUUGGAAUUUACUGCGGUUUUGAAGUGAAAAUAUGGAUUAUUUUGUGUCAAAGUGCACAUUUUUAGACAUUUAUGAAGUCAUGAAACGUCUAGGUCUACUGAAAUCAUGAGCUUGAGUGUUCUAUGUUUUGAAAGAGGAAUAUAAUGUUGGCUAAAUGAGAGAAUUGUUUAUUUCAGUCAAAAUGAACCGAACUGUGUCUAAAUACUUUAAACAAAGUAAUUUCUUGUUGAUAAUUUAACUAUCAAAUUGUUGUUCUUUCUCUCAUAAGUUCCUUUUGUAAUCGAUUCUGACCUUGACUGUAAAGACUAUAGUUAUUCUAAGAUGUUUUACUAGUUUAACCUUGUCUUGUAAGUCCAGAAUAUUUGUAUUUUAUUAUACAGAGGGAUAUCAGUCUGGUACCUGCCCUUUUCGUUGCGGCUCAAGCCAGAACCAAACAUGAUCGUUUCACAUGCGUCACUGGAAAAACAAAUCCGAUUGGACGAAGGAGCUCACGUACGAUUUACAAACAUGAUUUUUACAUUGUCUCCUCUCCACAGAUCUAACCUGUAACUUGCUUGUCUCCAUGUAGAUGCAAGUUAAAAUGGGACACUAUGCACUAAGUAGGUGGGUUCUGACGCCUUGUGUUCUCCAUGGAGAUAUUAAAUGUUUCAGGGAAUAGCAUGAAAUGUGGAAAUUUCCAUGGAGACGAGGCUUUUCUCCGCGGCUUUGCUCAUUGAUUCUGCAGAAAUCCACCAUGUUUUUCAGCUCACUUGUGAGGUAUAUAGUUGGUUGGGGUUUUUUUUUUUUUUGUUGUUUUUUCCUCAAUGUGGAUGGAUCCUGCAUGUCCCUGAUUGGCUAACCCACCUGUCAAUGAAGCCCAUUUGAAAAUGGGCUGUUCUAGCAAUGACCAGACUUUUAUAAAGAACUAAAUAAAUAUGUUCUGGAUCCAGGGCAAAGUUUAAUCUGUAGCAUAAUAUUUGACUUUUAUCUUCAUUCAUUGAGAUAAAAUCUAUGUAAUUAUGUUUUGUGUGGUUAUAAAAAGGUUAUACAGUUUCAUGUAGUUGGGUUUGUUAUCGUCUUUAAACUUGUAACUUAUGUUAAAGUCUGAAAUGUUUUUACUCCUUGAUAGAUAUAUAUAUAUAUAUAUAUAUGGGCUCUUGUACUACGUUUAGUCAAAUUGAGUAUAGCUUUGGAUAUAUUUGUCAUAGUUUGAAUAACGACGCACUUAUAUGAAGCAUAGAAAUUAUAUCUGAAAAUGUUGAUUACUGAAUUGUCUGGGAUUGUGUCACUGUAGCGUUUGUUUUAAUCUUUACAGUUCUAUUUGUAGUGUUUUUUUUUCUCUUAAUUUCCAUAGUUACUAGAUAAUUUCACUGUAUUAUGGAGAAUUAUGCCUCAAAUUAAGCUGUGCCUUCACCUGUAUAACAUGGUUUUUGGAUCUCUUUGGGCAUGAUUAGACUGAUGCAUUGUGUGGAUGAUUUUUAAUUAAAUGUCUGUGUGUGUA